AUGGCCAGCCCAAGCCAACUUCCUUCGAACUCAAAAGUCAGCGGUCUGCAUAGUGACAAACCGCCACAAGCUACAGCAACGAGCUUGUUUCCUCCAGCAAGCACGAAUCCUUUUGCUGAACCUGCUGCAUCCGCAACGGCCUCAACUCCAGCCCCGGCUAUAACGAGCGCAUCUGCUGUGAGCCCUGCUGCUACACCUGCUUCACCUUUCUCGUUUGGACCAACUGCGCCAGCAAAGGCGCCAGAGCCAGCUGCAGCCAAACCAUCUGCAUUUUCUUUUGGUCUAACUGCUCCAACUUCACAACCUACUCCCGCAAGCCAGCCUCAGCCAGCUUCACGGCCUAUCUCAACGACGCUCAACGGCAAGCUACUACUAAGGAUGCUGGACAAAUUGCUGGAUGGACUGAAUGUCCUUCAUGUCAUUAACGAACCCACGGCGGCGGCUCUCGCUUACGGACUGGACAAAGACAGUAAAGCCAAAAUCAUCGCUGUUUACAAUCUUGGUGGUGGAACUUUCGAUAUCUCCAUCCUCGAAAUGCAUGACGGCGUCUACAAAAUCAAGUCCACCAACGGUGGCACCCAUCUUGUCAAUGGUGGUGAAGACUUCGAUAUUCUCCUCAUGGUCAUCCAGCGUAUCCGUGAAGCGGCAGAGAAGGCCAAAAUUGAGCUUUCGUCAACCGCCCAGACGGAAAUAAACUUGCCGUUUAUCACCGCCGACGCAACUGGUCCCAAGCAUAUCAACACGAAACUGCUCCGUACGCAAUUUGAGGCCCUUACUUCUUCCCUCAUCCAACGCACUGUCACUCCCUGCAAGAAGGCCCUGUCCGGCUGCGGACGUCGAGCCCAGCGAUGUCCACGAGGUUAUCCUUGUCGGUGGUAUAACCCGUAUGCCCCGUGUCACGGAGACUUUCAAGAGCGUUUUCGGUCGCAUAGCAAGGGUGUCAACCCUGACGAGGCUGUCGCUAUUGGCGCUAGUGUUCAAGGUGGUGUUUUGGCCGGCAACAUCACGGAUGUUCUGCUUUUGGAUGUUACGCCUCUUUCCCUCGGUAUCGAAACUCUCGGUGGUAUCAUGACCAAGCUCAUCACUCUCAACACGACCAUCCCUACCAAAAAGUCGCAGGUCUUCUCGACUGCCGCUGACGGUCAAACUGCUAUCGAGGUCAAGAUCUACCAGGGCGAGCGUGAACUCGUUGCAGACAACAAGCGCCUCGGUAACUUCAACCUGGUUGGCAUUCCUCCUGCUCCCAAAGGUGUUCCCCAAAUCGAAAUCACCUUCGACAUCGAUGCUGAUGGUAUUGUCAACGUCUCUGCCAAGGACAAGGCUACUGAAAAGGACCAGUCUAUGACCAUUGACUCUUCUUCGGGUCUAAGCAAGGAAUGGUUUCUGACGCUGAGCAAUACGCCGAGUCGGACAAGGAACGCCGCAACCUCAUCGAAAUGUUCAACAAGGCCGAUUCCUUCUGCGCUGACACCGAGAAGUAUUAUUAUCAAACUCAUUGGCGAGCUCUGUGCUCUUGCGCUCCAAGCUCAGGCUCGCGACGGCUCUAUCACGCCCGAGGCCAUCAAGACCAAGAUGGACGAAACCCAGGUUGCCUCACUCGGACUCUUCCAAAAUGUCUACGAGAAGAAGAACGCUGAACAUGUGGCGUCAUCGGAAGCGCCCGCUGAGGAGAAGAAGGACGACGACAAGAAGGAUGAGAAGGAGUAA
Molecule: messenger RNA, 1707 nt
Organism: Mycena indigotica
Lineage: Eukaryota; Fungi; Basidiomycota; Agaricomycetes; Agaricales; Mycenaceae
Product: Heat shock protein 70
Exons: 6
Coding region: 1-1707 (568 amino acids)
Biological process (GO): cellular response to unfolded protein; protein refolding
Cellular component (GO): mitochondrion; cytoplasm
Molecular function (GO): ATP-dependent protein folding chaperone; ATP hydrolysis activity; ATP binding
Source: RefSeq, a predicted model, not a curated record